UCCAGGGCGGCUGCUGAUUGGCUGCUGAAGGCUUGGUCCCAUCCCAGUGACCCCAAAGUGCUGAAGGGAGGGGGCGGGGGUGGCCCAGUGCAAAGUGCAUCCCGAAAGCCCCCUGCCUGGAGCCCCCGCGGCUGGCACUUCGGACCCUGAAUGACCUGGGACUUCGCUGCCCCGAGACCUCCCGUGUCGCCCCGUAGCUGGGAGCCUCCGGCCCGGAGCGCGGCAGCCCCCUACUCCGAUCCCUCAGACCGGGACUGCCCCCCCACCCAAGCCGGGACUUCCUCCCUGCACCCCUGCCCCGAAGCUGCCCGGCGGCCAGGACCGCCGUCUCCAGUCUGCUCGGCUGUCUGGAUGCUCGCCGGGCUGGGGCCGUGAGGCACCGAGGAAGAUCAGGAACACUCGUGUCCGGCCCUGCCGGGGUUGUUUCUUCAAUGGAGAAGUUGGGGAGUGUGGAGGAGGCUGAAAGAAGGAAGAGAAGCAGCAGCUGAGGAGACAGAACCCCUUGCUUGUCGCCCCCGGAGCACCGCACCACUCACAGGUUUCUAAUUUCCAGGUUUGAUCUGGCUAGGGGAGGUGAGAGAGCAGGAAGGGGGCUGGCCGGCCAGCAGCGAAGCAGCAGAGAACCUCUGACCAGCAUCCUCCGUAAAGGUUAAGAAAGAACUCAUUGACACUGGAAUCUGGACACACUCUGAGCCCCCUACUCAUGAUGCUGUAUGUGCACAAUGGUUAUUAGGCAAUCCACGUAUCAGGAAAAGGGGCAUUCUUCCAUAAGGCUGAUCCCUGUGACCUAAUGAAUCCUUUGUAAAAAGUGGACUCAGCUAGGAUGUUACACCACCAUUGUCGAAGGAACCCUGAACUCCAGGAAGAGUUGCAGAUUCAAGCUGCAGUGGCUGCCGGGGAUGUCCACACAGUACGGAAGAUGUUAGAACAAGGCUAUUCUCCAAAUGGCCGAGAUGCUAAUGGCUGGACACUGCUUCAUUUCUCUGCAGCAAGAGGAAAGGAAAGAUGUGUUCGAGUGUUUCUAGAACAUGGAGCUGAUCCCACAGUGAAGGACUUAAUCGGAGGCUUCACCGCGCUUCAUUAUGCAGCUAUGCAUGGCCGGGCCCGGAUUGCACGCCUGAUGUUAGAAUCUGAAUACAGGAGCGACAUUAUUAACGCAAAAAGCAACGAUGGCUGGACUCCGCUUCACGUGGCUGCUCACUACGGUAGGGACUCAUUUGUCCGACUCCUACUGGAGUUCAAGGCUGAGGUCGACCCGCUCAGUGAUAAAGGUACAACGCCGCUUCAGCUCGCCAUUAUCCGAGAGAGGUCCAGCUGUGUGAAAAUCCUCCUGGACCACAAUGCCAACAUCGACAUUCAGAACGGUUUCCUGUUGCGAUACGCUGUGAUCAAAAGCAAUCACUCUUACUGCCGAAUGUUCCUUCAGAGAGGCGCAGACACAAACUUGGGUCGCUUAGAAGAUGGACAGACUCCUUUACAUUUGUCUGCCCUUAGGGAUGAUGUGCUUUGUGCGCGGAUGUUAUAUAAUUACGGAGCGGACACGAACACAAGGAACUAUGAAGGACAGACCCCAUUGGCUGUUUCAAUAAGCAUUUCUGGAAGUAGUCGGCCGUGUUUGGAUUUCUUACAAGAAGUCACAAGACAGCCCAGAAAUUUGCAGGACCUGUGCCGAAUUAAAAUUCGACAGUGUAUAGGCCUUCAAAACCUAAAGCUACUUGAUGAACUACCAAUUGCCAAGGUCAUGAAAGACUACUUAAAACACAAAUUUGAUGAUAUCUGAUAUACACAGAACUGUGAGCAAGAUUAGGAGUUAUAUUCCAGAUACUUAAAAGGCUUUUUGCCUUGCACAAAGUAUAUCCUAUGCAAUUUCUGAUUUGCUGUGAAGUCAGAAAGCAGGUAUACACUUUUAGGUUUUUUUGUUUGUUUGUUUGGUUUUCAUUGUAGGGGAGGGAUUUUUUUAUAUAUAUAAACACACACACCCACACACACACACAAACACACACCCACCCCACAUGCUUGAAGGUCUUAAUUUGGUUUCUUGGUCCAAGUUUAAGAGGUCCAAGCUUUCUAUACAAUAGUGCAUUUAAAACAAUUGUUUUUCCAAAAUGACACAAGCAGGUUUGGAGUGGAGAAUUUACCGUUUCCAAAUUUAUGGUUGCAUUGGCGUGCACAAUAUUAUUCUAAACCAGCAGAGCACUUGUUACAGUUUGGAGGCACAGUUUCACCCAGGGUGUCCUGGGUUCUACUGGAAAAUACCCUAAGAAAUUGUUAAAGUAAUGCUGUCACCUCAUUCAUUUUUAAUGAGUGCAAAUUGGCUGUUUCAAACUGUUCUUUUCCUAAUUAAUGUAGCUUUUGGAUGACAUAAAUCCAGUACCUCUGCUUUCCUGUUGGUGUGCUCUUGUUUUUAACUUAUUUUUUUAACAACUGUAGUACACUACCCAGAGACAUUGGGUCUCAACUUCUGUCUCUAGUUGAAUUGUGCUUUUAAAAAAACUAAUGGGAAAGAAAAUAACUUUCUAAAGCCCACAUAUUCUGUUUUUAAAACAGUGCCUCCAGUGCAAUACUCUCUCUGGUGUAUUUUAUCCCUUAUUUCACUUGAUGUUCCUCGUUCCACAGCUGGCUUUGACAUGCCUGUGAGAACGGGAACCACCACUUUACUUUUAAUUGCAGAGCCGUAGUAUGUCAGUUGCAGUCUCCAUUUUAAGCUUUAUCUUUUACUUCACUUUAAGCAGAAAAUUUCAUGUCCUGGUGGUAGAGUAUUCCCUAAAAAUAGCCCAAAAUAUUGUUAAACCAUUUGGCUUUAAUGGUUAAAUAAUUUGGGGUGGUUUCAUGGUGUUUUUUUCUUCCCAGUUGAAAUAAAAUUUCUCAAGGGUAAAA
Messenger RNA from Hippopotamus amphibius kiboko, 2877 nucleotides. It is a transcript of the gene ASB7, whose product is annotated as ankyrin repeat and SOCS box containing 7. Bases 824 to 1780 code for a protein of 318 amino acids. Lineage: Eukaryota; Metazoa; Chordata; Mammalia; Artiodactyla; Hippopotamidae. The record is from RefSeq and is a predicted model, not a curated record. The transcript has 6 exons. Gene Ontology annotation, biological process: intracellular signal transduction. Gene Ontology annotation, molecular function: protein binding.